Molecule: messenger RNA, 1885 nt
Organism: Danio rerio (zebrafish)
Lineage: Eukaryota; Metazoa; Chordata; Actinopteri; Cypriniformes; Danionidae
Gene: tmem41ab
Product: transmembrane protein 41ab
Cellular component (GO): membrane
Source: RefSeq, marked provisional
CAAGUGCAGAAGGGUCGGUUUUAGGCAGAUCUAUCCCGGGACUAUGCGCUCAAUUUGGGGUUUAAUCGUUCUGGUGGCCGCAGCAACUUUUUACUUAUAUCUGCUGUCUGCCUUCCUGCCGCCGGGUCCGCGUGCUAUUCGAGUUCACGACACGGGACCAGAACACACAGACGAUGAGCCGGAGGAGAAAGUGCUCAGGUUGAAGUUCCCAUCUGAUCUGGAGGAAUUGAGGGAACUAGCCGAACUUCUGAAGUUCUACAAGACAGAACACACAGGCUAUGUGUUUAUCCUCUUCUGCAGUGCCUACCUCUACAAACAGUCCUUCGCCAUUCCAGGCUCAUCUUUUCUGAACAUGCUGUCAGGGGCUUUGUUCGGGCCAUUACAUGGACUCAUCAUUGCCUGCACUUUGACUACAGUGGGUUCCACCAACUGCUACCUGCUGUCUCGCACGUUUGGCAAACGUCACAUUGUCAGGCUCUUCCCUGAGAAAGUGGCAAUGCUGCAGAGAAUGGUGGAAGAGAACAGGAGCAGUUUGUUUUUCUUCUUGCUCUUUCUGCGCUUCUUUCCCAUGACACCCAAUUGGUUCUUGAACGUCACUUCACCAAUCUUCAACAUCCCCAUCCCUAUAUUCUUCUUUUCCAUCCUCAUUGGUUUAAUCCCUUACAACUUCAUCUGUGUCCAUACGGGUGCCGUCUUGUCAGAGAUCAACUCUCUGGAUGACAUCUUUUCAUGGUCCACCCUACUGCAGCUGCUGCUGAUCGCGUGUGUGGCGCUGCUUCCUGGAGCUCUGAUCCGCCGCUACAGUAAAGACCACCUCAAACUCCACGGCCUGGAGCCCAAUGGACACCAGAAGAUCCUGAAUGAUCGCAAGACUAGAUGACCCAAGGAGAGACUAAAUAGGACACUGUGUCUGUUGAAAAAGGACUGAUCAUUGGCCUGGGGUCAAAGCCUUAUAAAGGAGAGUGGAAAUUAAAUGGACGUAAAUACUAAAUAGUAGUUAUCAGAUGCCUAAGUGUCAAAGAAGAGAUUGUCAAUGUCUUAAUGGAGGAUACACUCCAACUGCUGAUUUAUUACAUACAAUAUAUAGCACUGGAAAUUGCCUCAUUUUAUAGGAAAACAGAUUAGUAACAGCUUACAGUUUUGAAGAGCUUUAAGUUUUUGAUUGAAGUAAAAAAGAUUUAGCUAUGUUUGUUUGUAUGCUAAGGCUUUAUUUAUUUGUAGCAUCUGUAAAUAUCUAGAAAUGUCAUGUGUUUUGUAAGGUUUACACAAUUAAUAAAAGUGAACAAAUAUUUUCCCUUAAAUAUUUUAUAUUAAAUGUAUAUCAAUUCAUAUUUACACGUGAACACUUUGUUUUAGCCACUGAAAAAAAAGUUCAUUUGUAACUAAUAUCUCUCUAUUCUGACUUGGCUAUUUUUUUUUUCUGAAUUGCAAAGCUGUGAAAUGUAAAAUGUGAAUUUUGAGAAAGUCAGAACUGCGAUAAGACAGAAUUCCUAGCUCUUCUUUCUAGAAUUGUGAAGCAAAAAGUUCCAAUUACUACAAUUGUGAAUACAGGAUUGGUAAUUAUAGUCCUGCUGUACUUAUCACCAGAGCCUCUGUGCACUUAAGGCUCUUAAAAAGCUUUAAAUAUUUAAAAUAUUAAAUAUUUUAUAAGUGAUUUUUAGAAAUCCUACCCACACAUUUUCCUUAAGCAACAUUAUGUUCAUUAUUUGCAGUUUGUUACUAAGGCUUAUUUGACAUCCUUUGAAAAAAAUAUAUAUAAAUUGCAAUUGUAAGAAUUGCAUGAACAGGUGCUGCUUGAUUAAUAAGUACAUUACAAAACUUUUAGGGUCUUGUGCUUUUUAAAGUCAGCUAAAGCUGGAAAAAUAAACUGUUGUCUUAAUGCAUA